Molecule: messenger RNA, 1646 nt
Organism: Eucalyptus grandis
Lineage: Eukaryota; Viridiplantae; Streptophyta; Magnoliopsida; Myrtales; Myrtaceae
Product: ubiquitin-60S ribosomal protein L40
Exons: 2
Coding region: 166-1419 (417 amino acids)
Biological process (GO): modification-dependent protein catabolic process; protein ubiquitination
Cellular component (GO): nucleus; cytoplasm
Molecular function (GO): ubiquitin protein ligase binding; protein tag activity
Source: RefSeq, a predicted model, not a curated record
UGAGUUAGAAGAAUAAAGAACGACUUUUCCAGCGAGUCAACGUCCAGCCAAGAACCUCUGCACAAUUUCCUGGUUACUUGUCCAGGACGCAUCGUCUCUUUCUGCCUGCACCAGCACCAUCAUUCUGCUUGCAUCGAGUCAUUUGCUCUCAACCCAUCUUCGAACAUGUCUCCCAGGACCCGACGCAUCUUCUUCUUCGACGAAAAUAGUCUCAACUCCACUGCCACGUCUUUGGAAACUCCGAGUCAAUCCAUGACGAUCUUCACCGACUAUAGUUUUCGAUUGUCCGACACUCAAGGUUCUUGUAAUGAUGGUGGUAUCAACGAGGAUCAUGCGGGUCGCAGCUCUUUCAACGAGCGUGUGGCGAAGCUUCCGCCUCAUGCGCGCGAGAAACUGAAGGAGCUUCUGAUCAGGAAUGGUCACGAAGAUGCUGCGGCUGCGCUCGAAGCUGUACAUGAUGCGUCGGCUUCUCAACUUUCAGCCUGCGUGGCUCUAAGUUCAGACGAAGAAGAGGUGAAUCUAUACUUGAAGAUCACCAAGACAGUGGCCCUGAAAGUUAAGAAAAAUUCGACUGUGGAGGAUAUCAAAGCAUUUAUUCAGAACAAGGAACAAAUUGAUGGACAUAGUCAGCAUAGUCAGCAGCUCUUUUUGGGAGGCAAUCGUCUUGAAGAUGGAAAAGGACUAGUUGAUUAUGAAAUCCACGGUCGCCCCACACUCCAAGUCAUUGAAGAUUCGGCUACGAUGACAGUAAAUAUCCAAAUCUUGUCAACUCAGAAAAACUUGCAGCUCGAAGCGAGAAAUCAGGAUACUGUCCGAGAUGUUAAAUUCAUGAUUCAAGCAAAGGAAGGGAUUCCACCGAAUGAGUUUGAUCUGGUAUUCGGGGGAAAGGUGCUUGCAGAGGACAGGACCCUUGCUUCACUCGACUUACUGCAAGAGCUCACGUUUCAUUUGGUUUUCCAUCCCAAAGAUGAUGUGUCAGUUUUUGUUGACAUGUCCAAUCGCAGAGUCACAUUAGACGCUAAAUUUUGGUACACUGUGCUUGAUCUCAAAGCCAUAGUCGGAACGAUGAUGUCGGCAGAGGUGAUGAGCUUGCAUAUGGUCUAUCAGGGGAAGCAGCUUGAGGAUCACAAGACUUUAGCUUGUUACGACAUUGCGGAUGGCUCUGUCUUACAAUUGGUGUCUCCCUAUGCUCCAUUUCAGAUAUUUGUCAAGUGCAGGAAUGGUAAGACACUUGCUCUUCAGGUUUGCAGGUCUGACACAGUCAAGGAAGUGAAGAACAAGCUGCAGGUGAGUAUGCCGGCCAAAUUGCGCGAUAUUGCUUAUGUGGGAAAAAGGCUUGCUGAUGACCAUGACCUGGCAAGCUAUGGCAUCAAGGAGAAUUCGAUUCUCUUUGAGAUUGUCUCGCCUCAUAGUAAAUGAAAUGCCUUGAGUUUGUAAAUGCUGAGUGAAGAGCAUCAUAUUUCUGAUUUGGCUUUUGAAUUAGAAGGAAUUGUGAACAGAAAGCUGGAAAUUAGUAUCUGAUAUUUAUGCAUCUGAGGCGAAUUUUCUUGAUAUGUCAUUAGUACAUCAUGUGCGAUGAAGUAUCUGUUUCCUUACAUUAAAUAUUUGGAAUUUGUAGAAUCUCAGCAGUACAUAUUUUGUGGGUU